This is a messenger RNA of Pollicipes pollicipes, 2208 nucleotides long. RefSeq lists its product as uncharacterized. The record is from RefSeq and is a predicted model, not a curated record. Gene Ontology annotation, molecular function: protein binding. Lineage: Eukaryota; Metazoa; Arthropoda; Thecostraca; Pollicipedomorpha; Pollicipedidae.
UGGCCCGUAAACAUGCAAAACGAAACUCCAUCGUGCAUGAAAAGGAAAGAAGGCGUGCAAAAUGCCAACGUAGAUUCAACGUCCCAGGGAUUAUAUCCAAAAACUACCAUGUGGUACUGGUGAAACUCCCCACAACAAUUGGAAGAUGCUCUCACCCACAAAACACUGCUGUUGAAUACAUAGCUCAUUAUCGUUCCUAUGUUGAAACAUUCAUGAUUUUUGGAAGACUCCGUAUCAUUAUUCUUUCCUUUCCACAAUUGCCGUACCUGUUGGCAAAGCGAUGUCCUCGUUUUACCAAGUGACUGUACGCAUCAGCGAUCUGCUCUGAAGAACAAACGAAGAUUUGACCUGCGAAUGAGAAGAAAAGGAGUUUGCGGCAGACCUGCUGCUGUCGGCCGGCUCGCCGUGGACGCGCGACCCCUGGUGGUCGCCAGAGGUCCGCCCACUGCUGGUGGAGGCGGUACGCCACGGCAGCCACGUGACCAGCCGGGGCCUGCUGGCGCGCCUGCAGACGCUGCAGCUGCCCCGACAGAAUAUCUCCGCUCUGGGAGACCAGCUGACCGGCCUGAGCCGGCUGACCGCUUUGUCACUGGCCUGCAACGAGCUGACCUCGGUGCGCGGUGCCGACCUGCCGCGCAGCCUGCGAACGCUCCAGCUGUAUGGCAACCAGCUGGGCGACCUGCGCGACCUGACCUCCGGCUGUCCGCCGCUGCAGCGACUCGCGCUGGGCCGCGUACAGCUGACCGACGAUGGUCUUCAGGAGCUGGCUGUCAUCCUCAGCGGCAGCCUGUCCUCUCUGAGAGUGCUGGAUCUGUGCGACAACGACAUACGCGGUCCGGCUGCAGUUACUGCCCUGAUCACGGCCGUGCCGAACAUCCGCUCCCUUACCCUGUCUGGGAACCCGGCAUUCCUGGCGACCGGCUACUAUCAGCAGUUCUUGGCCCAGUCGGGCCGGCUGAGGGUGCUGGACGAGGAGGAGCUGGACGAAGCGGCGCUGGUGGCGUUGGCGGACCAGCUCCGAGAAGCCGACGAGGCCCCCGAACCGUCCGCCAAGAAGACGCCGGCCAAAAAGAAGCCUCCUAAGAAGAGCGCCAGACGUCCGGCACCAGACCUGGACCCCGCCAGAUUCGAGCCUUGCCUGCAUUCCGGCCUCAUCCGAGUAACGGGCCUUAUUUACUUGCCUUUCGUCCCGAGAGAUCAGUGGCCGGGGCUAGAGCUGUGCGUGGUGUUCCAGUGGGGCAGCACCCAGGUCAGCCCGCCAUCUACCUCACCACUUCCAGGGCAGGAGGACGCUGCUGGGGGCGCCGCAGCCGACGAAAGCAACGCGCUCGGCCCGCUGGAGGCGCUGCUGCUGGACCGCAGUGACGUUACGGUGCUGGAGACACCGCUCGAGUGGUACUGCUCCGACCUGCGCCGACUUCGGGACGCCGUGCUCGCCGGCCUCCGGGUGGAGAUCCUGCGACGAGAGAAAUGGAGUCCAAAGAAGAUAAAAAAGGGGAAGACAAAGGAUCCUAAAAAGGAAAGCAAAAAAGAUGAUAAGAAACGUUCAGGCGAACAAGAUGGAAAGAAGAACAAAAAGACGGUAGAAAAGGGGGCCAAAAAGAAAACAAAAGAUACCAGUGAAAAGGCAGUGAAAGGCAAGAUAAAAUCCAUGGGAAAGGAAGGGAAGCACGCGGACGACGAGCGGCCGCCGGAGGACGACGACCGGCCGCCCCCCGAGACCAGCCUGGGCGCGGUGCUGCUGCCACUGCGGGGACUGCUGCGGCCGACGGCACCGCUGCUGCUGUACGGCACGGCCUCGGACGCCGCCGCACCGGCCGCGUUCACCGACACCCACUGGGCGGAUGCUAUCCAAGCUAUCAAGGACGAAAAGAAGGAGAGGAAAUCUGCUAUGAAGAAAGCCGCAAAGGAAGACAAGAAGGAAACCAAAAAGAAGAAAAAUUCCUCGCUUACUCGAUCGGGCUCAAGUAAGAAAAAGUCUGCAGCACCCGAGCCUACCCCUACCAUACAAUGCUACUUUGCCGUCGAACUGUACCGAAAACCCGUCAUUAAAACGACGGCCGCCAAUAUUACGCACCUUCCAAUAGACAACAUAGCGUGAAAAAAUACGCUACUUGUAUUGAAGCCCGUAUCUUCCAAACACAUGGGAUUUCCUGAUAUCGUUUUCAUUCUUGUAUAACUACCAACACAAAUAUACCGUGAAUUCUG